Molecule: messenger RNA, 2844 nt
Organism: Fusarium poae
Lineage: Eukaryota; Fungi; Ascomycota; Sordariomycetes; Hypocreales; Nectriaceae
Exons: 6
Coding region: 1-2844 (947 amino acids)
Biological process (GO): protein phosphorylation
Cellular component (GO): cytoplasm
Molecular function (GO): protein binding; ATP binding; protein kinase activity
Source: RefSeq, a predicted model, not a curated record
AUGAUAGCCCACUUCGACCAGGUCUUCAUAUUCUUUGAUGCCCUUGAUGAGUACGAUGACGGCCCGGGCGGUUUCUCUAAUGAUUUCAAGAAUCUCCUGGAUUUAUCCAAUACCAAUCUUUUUGUGACGUCAAGGCCAUCGUCGACAAGCAGGGAUAUCUUAAGACAAUUUGAAGUGCUAGAAGUACGCACUGAAGACUCCAAGAUCGAAUACUACGUGCGGCAAAGACUAUCUGAUUCGUGGAUUGCAGACGAAUCAGAAAUCCAUUACAAGACUCUCCAGGCAGCGGUCGGUAUACGGAUCGACGGUGACGACUUGAAUUCAUACGACUCAACGGUCAUCAGGGCAGUUGAACAAAUAGUUUAUUCCAACAAGUUGAUGAUAAACACCGACCCAUCACUGCAAACACUGGCUUUUUCGCAUUACUCAUUUAAAGAGGACUUCCAACAAUUACUUCCAACACUAAUUUCUCUUUUACCUGGGCCCGACAAUCCAGACACGUUCAUUGCAAAGAAGUGUCUUACGUUUCUUCGUUGGAAUACGUUCUCUCGCCACCUCCCUACUGAACCAGGUGAACUCGAGGACAGGCUCGCUCGACACCCGAUACUGAGUUAUGCCGCAAGAUACUGGGGAGAGCAUGCAUUUCGAGGUACUUCACAGCAAUUGAUGGAAGACAUCAAAGCCUUGUUCGGUUCCAGCCAUAAUACAAUGUCUACGGGGUUAGCCAUGUCAAUUUAUGAACAUCACCCAAGUCACUACGAACGAGCGUAUCAGGGCAUGUGUGGCUUGCACAUAUCAGCAUACUUUGGCCUUACCGAGGUUGUAGCACAGAUUCUCACUGAAAGUAGUAUUCAUCCCGAUGUCACCACCACUGGAGGGUGGACCGCCUUACACUGGGCUGCGAGGAGAGGGUUGACGCCGAUGGUUUCCACCUUGCUGUCUUACUGCGCUUCGCCAAGUGAGAUAACAAAACUUGAUGGAUGGACAGCGUUACAUCUGGCAGCGAAAGAAGGUCAUGUUGAUGUUGUGCUGGAAUUGAUGAAAGCGGGGGUCGACGUUGAUGCGAAAGAUGUUAACCUGAGGACGCCGUUGUACCUCGCAACGUGGGGAGGACACACUGAUGUGGUUCAUCAUCUGUUGCAAGCAUCCGCCGAUUCCAGUAUUGCAAAUUUGUAUGGCGCUACGGCACUACAUUGUGCAGUAAAACGAGGGCGUGAACUCAUUGUGGAACAGCUCCUAUUAUCCAAGGAUAUCAACAUCAACGCAGUUGACAAGUCUGGAGUCACUGCAUUAGAUGAAGCUAUCAGAAAGCAAAACAAAGCGAUCAUCUGCAUGCUUACUGAGGUCAGGGCAGAGACCAGGUGGAAUACUAAUAUGUUACCAGCUGACAGUAUUGUCAAUGAUCUCAAUUGGGAGGCUUACACAGUCAAUGGCGAGAGAACUGCAAAGGUACAGAAGGGCAUGCAAUGCACAUGUCAUGUUCUGGAAAAAGCUUCUGGGUCUUACUCUUCUACAUCGCCACCGAUGAUAUUUCGCAAGACUUUCUCGCUAUCAGCCGACGCUGAAGGAUUGGUGAAGAAAUAUUUUGAGUCAGAACGUAUGAUUCUACAUCGACUUCGGCACCCCAAUGUUGUGGCAUACCUGGACUUUGACGAGGACCCAGACCAGAAUUCUGUUCUACUUUACAUGGAAUACUGUGACUUGGGAGAUUUAGAGACUUGCCAUGGGCGCCGUCUGUCUACGGCGAGCGAUAGCGGCCAGGAAGGGGAUGACGACAGCGAUGAUGGAGAUGACUAUGGCUUUUACACAGAAGACGCAUCUUCAAGUGAGAAAACGACAGCGUUGGACUCGCAGAGCACUUGGAGUCUGAUUGCCCAAUUAUCCAUGGCUCUUGCCUAUCUUCACUAUGGCUUGACUGUGAAUUUCCGAGACGGUAGCUGGGAAGCCUCUUUUGAAAGCUCAUGGCAUAAUGUCCUCCACCGAGAUAUUAAGCCCGCUAAUGUUGUGGUGCAAGGUUCUGAGUCCGAUUCACGCAUUUUCAAGCUUUGUGACCUUGGCAUCGCUGCUGAGGCUGGGAAGGGUUCUGGGCACAAUACAACGCAGUAUAUUGGUAGCCAAGCAUUUCGGCCUCCGGAGGUCAGUAGCGGUCGCCGUUGGUCGACUAAAGGCGACAUGUGGUCGUUUGGAGCAACGGUCCGUGAGUUGAAAAAGUUGAAAGAUACCACUCUGAGGGCUUCAAUAAAGAAAAUGAUCGACAAAUGCACCGCAAGAAAACCGAACAAUAGGCCUAGUAGCCUGGAAAUGCUCGAAGAGGCUCGUGCCCUGUUAGAGGCUAACCAACUUAUGGAUUACUUACCUCUUUCAUCAAGGCUUCAAAUACAGACAAUUCACAACCUUCUAGGUGGCCGUGAUGGAGGUUAUCUUAUGCAAGCGUUCAACUUGGUGGCCGAGCUCUUGGAUGACAUUGUGCCUUUCCAUAACAAGUUGGCCAAGGAUCGUCGCAAAGAAACUAUCGAACGACUCUACGUCCUUUGGAAUGAUGGUGUUGAACGUUGUUUCCAAGACCAUCUGAACGAGUUUUCACUCCACAUUCUAGUAUUGCUGCCCUUGACGCCCAAUGUACGGGCAAAACAUAUCCCCAACGUCAUCAAGUCGGCGUCCUUGAACAAUCGUUGGCAACGAUCGCGGUGGACACCAUUGCACCUUGCAGUUCAGGAGGGAAACGAAGAGAUGAUUAAAGAUUUGCUGCGUAAUGGAGCCGACAGGAGGAAGGAAGACAUACACGGCUGUACGCCAGGAUUUUAUUCAAAGGGCCUCCCAUCUAUCGCAGCAUUACUUCAAUGA